AUGAACAGAUACUUGUUGCGUGAGGCGUUGGAGGAUUUAGUAGCACGUGAAAAUAUAGAUUCUGUGCCCAUAACCGAUGCUCAAACUCGCGCUUUGUUUCUUGUCAAUGCUUUGCCUUUUAUUGGAUUUGGGUUCCUAGACAACAUGAUAAUGAUCGUUGCCGGAAAUUACAUAGAUCAAGAGCUGGGAGCAUUAUUAUGUCUAUCGACUAUGGCUGCAGCGGGUUUUGGAAAUCUGAUCUCAGAUGUGGCAGGCGUUGGACUUGCUCACUAUGUUGAAAGUGUUUUCCUUAAACUUGGAAUCAAGCAUCCUGUUCUCACUUCCGAACAAUUAGCGAGUUCCAGGGUAUGUUUCGCAAGCUAA
Messenger RNA from Ostertagia ostertagi, 363 nucleotides. NCBI's taxonomy places the organism in Eukaryota, Metazoa, Nematoda, Chromadorea, Rhabditida, Trichostrongylidae. The record is from the annotation of a GenBank genome assembly.